AUUUCAACAGACUGGUCUGGGUUGUCAGGUGUGAGUCUUGCAGCGGACACCUCCUCAUCGAACUGGCGCUUAGAGGAAGGUCUGAAGACAAUGAUGGAGUUAAUGGCCGCUACCCCUUUCUAUCACAUCAAUGCAACAGAUGCCACUGGCAGAAAUGGCUCUUUGUAUGAUGACGACGAUGAGUAUGACUAUAAGGAUGAACACGCUGAGCUGAGACAGUCUCUCAACAUCAUGUCUCUCAUUGUUUACUGCCUGGCCUUUGUUCUUGGUGUGCUCGGUAAUGGAGUGGUUAUCUGGGUGACCGGGUUUAAGAUGAAGAAAACUGUGAAUACAGUUUGGUUCCUCAACCUCGCUGUGGCCGAUUUCCUCUUCACAGCAUUUCUGCCCCUGAGUGUGACAUACACAGCUAUGGACUUCCACUGGCCUUUCGGCAAGUUCAUGUGCAAACUCAACAGCACUAUAAGUUUUCUGAACAUGUUUGCCAGUGUCUACAUUCUGGUGGUGAUCAGUGUGGACAGAUGUGUGUCUGUGGUUUGGCCCGUCUGGGCCCAGAACCACCGAAGUGUACGCAAGGCCUCCUUAGUGAGUCUGGGUGUUUGGGUUCUGGCUCUGAUUCUCAGCGCUCCAUACUUCAUCUUCAGGGACACUGGGUCAUCAUAUAACAAUGACGACAUCAUCAACUGCUUCAACAAUUUUGCAUUUUCUGAUGACUAUGAAACACCGUCUGUGAAUCAACUGCGACAGUUUCGUCAUCAGGCCAUGACUAUCACCCGCUUCCUCCUGGGAUUUGUUGUUCCCUUCACUGUCAUUGUCUCCUGUUAUGCUGUAAUAAUCCAUCGGCUCAGAAGAAACCGUACCCUGGCCAGCCAAUCAAGUCGCCCCUUUAAGAUCAUCGCUGCAGUUAUCACCACUUUCUUUCUGUGCUGGGCUCCUUAUCACAUCAUGGCUCUAAUUGAGUUGGUAAACCACAUGGCUAAUCAUGCAAGUGAAACAUUAGACCAUGUUACCACUAUCGGAGUCCCUAUAGCAACCAGCCUGGCCUUUCUCAACAGUUGCCUGAACCCACUGCUGUAUGUGUUCAUGGGCCAAGAUUUCAAGGAUAAAGUCCGCAAAUCCAUUUUGAAUGUUUUAGAGACUGCCUUCCAGGAAGAGGUUUCUCGUUCUUAUACCUACACAAACUCAAUGGUUACCAGUCGGAGCAAAGAAAAGUCUGUUUCUGAUGCCGAGGUAUAAGGUCAUCCAUGACAUGAAUAAACAAAUACUGUAACUGUACAUAGUAAAUGUAACUGUAUAUAACAACUAUCUUAGCUUUGUUGUUUUUUAUUCAAGGAACCUCAAGGCAUUCUGUAUACAUUAUCUGAAAUUAAAACAUUUCACCUGUUACCAUUUCAUUGAUAUAGUUUUUUUUAGGAUUGGAAACGUGACAUACAGCUGUUUAAAGUCUGGUAGAGCAGACAUGUGGUGAUAUUACAAAAUAACUUCUAGAUCCAUUUGUGAUGCGUUUUUGGGGAUAAAACAUAUUGUAAUCAUAAAAAAGGUUUAUAAAUAAUAACUAUAAUAAUAUAAUAAUAAAUCAAAUGUAUGUAGUGCUUCACAAGGGCAAGUGGCUUAAUUUAUCUUUGAGAAACAAUGGUGCCUCUUCACUGCACAUUCCUCUGCAUUUUGAAUCACCUUCAUUCUGUAUCAAACUAGACCUAGUGGAUUGUAAUGUGCCAUCUUCUUUGACAAGAGAAACCAGUUAUAAUUUCAAAAUAGGUAUUACAUCAGUUGAUGGUUUCAUUUGGUUUCAUUUGGAAAACGGAAAUUUAUGUUUUUCAUCUGUCACAUACACUCAAGAUGUUGAUUACUUACCUUGCCUGUAUGUGAUGUCAAAGAAAACAAGCAACAAAACUAGUCCCAGUUGUUUAUAGGCCAUGAUUGUGGAAUAAUUCAAAAAGCUGGCACAUCACAUAAAAACCAUAUAAAAAGGCAAACACAACAGAGACAAAGAACGUAAUGCCAUUUCUAGUAGGCUGUAAAUGUAUGUAAAUGUUGCAUUAUGUAAUGUAUUGAAGGGUAACCAUAAAGAAUGUACAGUGUGAAUGGGAUCAAGAAGCACUGCACAAACAGGCUUAAAGUAAGUCAAUUUCCCUACUUGCCCCUCACACACAACUAACCCCAGCCACUAAUCCUAUCGAAUGUGUGUAUCUAAUCACUGACCACAAAGAUUUGUGGGUACAUACGAAGUAAAAGUGAGGUGGGCAACUACUUCAAGUAUUAGUUUGGCUUACCUCAUUCGGUCUGUAUAGUAAUUUUCAUUAGGUAAAUUACCCUGUAAUGUCUAUUCCUUAUGCCGGCUGCCAGGUGGCAACAACGGAAAGUGAUUUAACAAACUUUUGACUGCUCCAUGUCUUCUGCAUGCUUUGAUAAAUAUAAAUGUUUUUUACAAUGGUUAUUCAGCACUAGUACAGGUUAAUGUAAGCCCAAUAAAUAUCCUAAUAGUGACUUUGAGAUUAGUAUGCUUAAAGUAGAAGCUGCAUUGUAUACUUGGCUUGGUGUAAUCUUUGGAUCAUUGUUUUUGGGGAGGGAUAUGUCUGAUAUGUUAGUACAUGCAUAUUGUGCUUUAAUCUGAAAUGUUUAAUGUAUCAUCCCCCCAUUUUUCUACAGAUUAUAUUCAUUAUCAAUUAAUCUGCCAGUUUCUGGAUUUUCUCUCAAUAAAGUACAUGUUUUAUAAA
Etheostoma cragini (Arkansas darter) is the source of this 2714-nucleotide messenger RNA. Its product is annotated as chemokine-like receptor 1. Bases 91 to 1233 code for a protein of 380 amino acids. Gene Ontology annotation, molecular function: complement receptor activity; G protein-coupled receptor activity. The transcript is spliced from 2 exons. NCBI's taxonomy places the organism in Eukaryota, Metazoa, Chordata, Actinopteri, Perciformes, Percidae. The record is from RefSeq and is a predicted model, not a curated record. Gene Ontology annotation, cellular component: plasma membrane. Gene Ontology annotation, biological process: complement receptor mediated signaling pathway; phospholipase C-activating G protein-coupled receptor signaling pathway; positive regulation of cytosolic calcium ion concentration.